Benincasa hispida (wax gourd) is the source of this 1127-nucleotide messenger RNA. RefSeq names its product heat shock transcription factor C1 (gene HSFC1). The record is from RefSeq and is a predicted model, not a curated record. Lineage: Eukaryota; Viridiplantae; Streptophyta; Magnoliopsida; Cucurbitales; Cucurbitaceae. Gene Ontology annotation, molecular function: RNA polymerase II cis-regulatory region sequence-specific DNA binding; DNA-binding transcription factor activity. Gene Ontology annotation, cellular component: nucleus. Gene Ontology annotation, biological process: regulation of transcription by RNA polymerase II; cellular response to heat.
AUUACCCUUUUUUCUCCAGUAAAGAGAAGCUGCUCUUCGUUUCUUUUUUUUUUUCGCCUCUCUGUAUAUGGGAUGGAGUCGAACCAGCAAAACGACACCGUUGCGCCGUUCGUGAUGAAGACUUACCAGAUGGUCAACGAUCCAACGACCGACGAUUUAAUCGCCUGGAGCAAAGGCAAUAACAGCUUCAUCGUUGCCGAUCCUUUGGAACUUUCUCGCCGAAUUCUUCCUUCUUACUUCAAACACAAUAAUUUCUCCAGUUUUGUUCGUCAGCUCAAUACAUACGGAUUCAAGAAGGUGGAUCCAGAUAAAUGGGAAUUUGCAAGUCAAUGGUUUCUUCGAGGUCAGAAGCAUUUACUGAAGAAAAUUUGUAGAAGAAGACAGAGUCGAAAUUCAUAUUUUCAAACCAAAUGCGAAGACGACGAUGGAGAAUUAGCAAUCGAAAUUUCCAAGCUCAAAGAAGAACAGAGAGCUUUAGAAAUUGAAGUUGAAUCCAUUAACAAACGAAUCGAAGCCACUGAAAAACGCCCCCAACAAAUGAUGGCAUUUCUCCACCAGAUUAUGGAAAAUCCCGAAAUUCUUCCCAGAAUCACCCUCAAGAACCGCCGCGUACGGCGGCGCAUGGUGAUGCCGCCGCCGUCUCCCGUCAAACUCGAGAACGUUGUGGAAGAGGAUUCGUCGCCGGAGACCGGUUUUUUCGUUGACAACGUCGCGCUGUCGUCGCCGGAGACGACCAUGUGGUGGAACGGCGCCGCCGAUGGCGCCGUUUCAAGUCCGUUGACGUCUGACUCUGGCGGCGGGUUGAGUGAUUACGUAGAGCUAUCGCCGCCGGAGAGUGAUGUAACGGUGUACGGACUCGGCAGCGGCCGAGAUAGCUAUCUGGCGGAACUGGUGGCCGGCGGAGGGUCAAGUCCGCCUCCGCCUUAUCCGUUUUCGCUGUUUAGUGGUGGCUUUUAGGACAAAUCUCCCGUAUUAAUUCCGAAUUAAUUAUUAUUUUUUCCUUCCUUUUUAUAUAUACAUAUUAUAGUGCAAUUAGAGAUGGGGAAUUAAGUUAGGCUGUCCCGUAGAACUGUAUUUAUAUCAUUAUAUGUUUCUGAAAAUGUAAAUAAAAAUAAAAAUUAUAAAUA